GGCGGAAGACGGCCGUGGAGGGAUUUUUCUUAGACGAGAUUUCUGUUAUAUGCAAUGAGAGGCCAGAUGCAAAGUCAACCUGCUGGAGGGAAACGACCAUCUGAUAACCGUAAUUCUAUGCAACAAAAAAGUGACUAUGGUCACAUAACUAGUAAAAAGAAAAAGAAACUAGCCGACAAAAUUCUCCCACGAGACUUAUUGGUUCCUGAGAGUCAAGCAUACAUGGACUUACUAGCUUUUGAACGAAAACUUGACACCACAAUAAUGCGUAAACGUCUAGACAUACAAGAAGCUUUGAAAAGGCCCAUGAAACAAAAACGCAAAUUAAGGAUAUUUAUUUCCAACACGUUUUAUCCUGCCAAAGAACCCUGUCCUGAUGGACCAAACGGGCCUGGAGCAGAAAGACUGGUUGCUUCUUGGGAACUGACAGUUGAGGGAAGGCUACUGGAUGAUUCAAAAAAUGACCCGAAUAAAGUAAAAAGGAAAUUUUCGUCAUUCUUCAAAUCAUUGGUCAUUGAAUUGGAUAAGGAGCUCUACGGCCCUGAUAACCAUUUAGUUGAAUGGCACCGACCACUUACAACACAAGAAACAGAUGGUUUCCAGGUCAAGAGGCUAGGUGAUAAAAAUGUCCGAUGUACGAUACUUCUGCUUUUGGAUUACCAGCCUUUGCAAUUUAAACUCGAUCCUAGGCUUGCCAGGCUACUGGGAGUACAUACGCAAACCCGGCCAGUUAUUAUUUCUGCUUUGUGGCAGUAUAUCAAAACCCACAAGUAAGUCAGCUAUUUGUUAUUGGAACUGUCUAGAGUCCCGAACGCGGGAUCGCUAGAAAAACGGAAAAGGCGUGGCUUAAAUAACUGUGUUCGGGACUUUCCAUAAAUAAUUUAAUCCCGACUUCGGGACCAUUGUAACAA
Ceutorhynchus assimilis (cabbage seed weevil) is the source of this 911-nucleotide messenger RNA. NCBI's taxonomy places the organism in Eukaryota, Metazoa, Arthropoda, Insecta, Coleoptera, Curculionidae. The record is from the annotation of a GenBank genome assembly.